This is a messenger RNA of Mercurialis annua (annual mercury), 568 nucleotides long. Its product is annotated as ubiquitin-fold modifier 1. Gene Ontology annotation, cellular component: cytoplasm; nucleus. NCBI's taxonomy places the organism in Eukaryota, Viridiplantae, Streptophyta, Magnoliopsida, Malpighiales, Euphorbiaceae. The transcript has 4 exons. The record is from RefSeq and is a predicted model, not a curated record. Gene Ontology annotation, biological process: protein K69-linked ufmylation. The coding region runs from base 64 to 357 and encodes 97 amino acids.
CAAAGAAAACGCGUGUAUAAAAAAAAAUACCAUUUGCAGAAGCAGAGAAUCAAAAACAAAAAAAUGGCGAGCGCUGCUGCUGGUGGAGGAGGAGGAGGAGGGAAAGUGUCCUUCAAAGUGACGCUUACUUCCGAUCCGAAGCUUCCUUUUAAAGUAUUUAACGUACCAGAAGCUGCCCCAUUUACUGCUGUUUUGAAAUUCGCAGCUGAAGAAUUCAAAGUCCCUCCUCAAACCAGCGCUAUCAUCACCAAUGAUGGAGUUGGGAUCAAUCCGCAACAAAGUGCAGGCAAUGUUUUCCUUAAACAUGGUUCUGAACUACGCUUGAUCCCUCGAGAUAGAGUUGGAACGACCGAGUAAAGCAAGCUGGAAAAACAAGUUAAUGUUUCUGGUCCGUCUAGAUAUGUCUUCUGCUGUACUUGUAUAAACUGGGAGGGCUGCAAGAAUGUGCUCUUGAUACAUUACACUGUUGUACCUGAUGCCAUAAAUUUUUCUGAAAUUCUUGAGAGUCGCUUCAGCUACAAUUGGUAGCCAGUUAUCAACUUAUCAUAUAAAGAAAUUUUAGGUUUCA